GUUGCCUGCCACACUUUACGCGCAUGCGCUUUUUUAGGCUGGCAUUUCGUCAUGGCCGCUGACACGGGCUGGCCGGGCUGUGCGAAGAGUUUGAAAGGUGUCAUAUUGGACCUGUGUGGCGUCUUGUAUGACAGCGGGGAGGGCGACGGGACCGCCAUUCCCGGUUCCAUCGAAGCUGUGAAAAAGCUCAAGGCUUCCGACCUGCAGCUGCGCUUCUGCACCAAUGAGACCCAGGCCGCCAGAGACACGUUUGUCGCCAAGCUGCAGAGACUGGGCUUUGACAUCCUGGUGUCUGAGGUCUUCUCUCCUGCUCCUGCAGCCGUAGCUGUCCUUAAGGAGAGGGCUUUACGGCCUCACCUGCUUGUGUAUGAUGGACUUCUCCCCGAGUUUGACAGUGUUGACAAGACCAACCCAAACUGUGUGGUGAUCGGAGACGCAGCUGAAACGUUUUCCUACCAGAACCUGAACGAGGCAUUCAGGGUCCUUAUAGGCCUGGAGAAGCCAGUGCUGUUCUCUCUGGGCCAAGGGAGGUACUACAAAGAGACAGAUGGUUUGAACCUAGAUGUCGGGGCGUACAUGAAGGCUCUGGAGUAUGCCUGCGAUUUAAAGGCUGAAGUAGUUGGAAAGCCAUCCCCAACAUUCUUCCAGAGUGUUCUCAAUGACAUGGGCCUUCAACCGCAUGAGGCACUGAUGAUCGGGGACGAUCUGGUGAAUGACGUGGGCGGGGCCCAACGCUGCGGAAUGAAAGGCGUACAAGUCAGGACUGGCAAAUACAGGCCCAGCGACGAGAGCCACUCAACAGUGACGGCCGACGGCACUGUGGACGACCUGGCUCAGGCUGUGGACGCGAUCCUCAAACAAAGGCACUGAGCACAAGGCAGCAGACACUGGAAACUCUCCACUUACCGUGACCCUGGGUGAUACAGGCUAAUGUCUGGUAGUAUUUUACUCUUAAGUGAUGUUAUCAGAAGCAAGGGUGUACUGCAUCGAGGUAUUUCAAGUAAGAUGUCAAAGCAGUACGAAACAAAAAUACUGUGUGUCCUGUAACUAUCACAUCUCAUUAAACCUUGAAAUAUGGGAAACACCCAACCAUCUGAUGCUCCACGUAUAUGUGAAACUAACUAGAAUUAAACAUGCAGAACUAAUACUCAAGUCUACAAGAGAUACCUUUAACACGUUAGGGAUGCACUGUGUGUUUGUCAGUACAUGAUUGGCAUAGAUAAGAUACCUCAAAUGACAGCAAUGUGCCUGUAAUCAGCUGCCGACUGACAGGAGGGUAAAGCAAUGCUGUGUGUUCAGACUCCUGCUCAUGAUACGCUGUAUGAAGACUGUAUUCUAGAGACUGUAUUCUAACUGGAAAUGCACAAUUGACUUGCAGCAGUAUAGUGUACUUUAACAAACAUUGAUUAAUUAAGUAGCUGGUAUAUGAAAGUAAUGUUGCUGUCGCUCACUCUCUUAUAAUAAACCAAGGUGUAGCCUGGAAUGCAAGUAUUACAUCAAUAAAGCUAUUUUUUAUUUUA
This is a messenger RNA of Anarrhichthys ocellatus (wolf-eel), 1520 nucleotides long. RefSeq names its product phospholysine phosphohistidine inorganic pyrophosphate phosphatase (gene lhpp). Gene Ontology annotation, biological process: dephosphorylation. The coding region runs from base 52 to 870 and encodes 272 amino acids. NCBI's taxonomy places the organism in Eukaryota, Metazoa, Chordata, Actinopteri, Perciformes, Anarhichadidae. Gene Ontology annotation, cellular component: cytoplasm; cytosol. Gene Ontology annotation, molecular function: inorganic diphosphate phosphatase activity; phosphatase activity. The record is from RefSeq and is a predicted model, not a curated record. The transcript is spliced from 7 exons.